Molecule: messenger RNA, 942 nt
Organism: Helianthus annuus (common sunflower)
Lineage: Eukaryota; Viridiplantae; Streptophyta; Magnoliopsida; Asterales; Asteraceae
Exons: 5
Coding region: 1-942 (313 amino acids)
Source: RefSeq, a predicted model, not a curated record
AUGAGUUUCACUGCUAAAGAGGUGGAACCACUCCUACAGGGAAAUCCGGACAUUCAAAUGAGGAUAAUUCAAGAUUUACUUGAGAAGAAACACCAGGUUAAAGUGUCACUUCCUAAAUUGUGGCAGGCUAAGAAGAUUGCUAUGGAGUGUUGUGAGGAACUUGUUAGAGCCAACCCUGGGACCACUAUCAAGAUUGAUGUUCAACCUGAAUCUAAUCCCAGUAGUCCCACAAGACAAUUAAGGAGAAUAUAUGUUUUCUUUGGUUCUUUGAAGGAGGGUUUCAAUCUCAUUGGGAGGGAGCUCAUUGGUUUGGAUGGUGCCUUUAUGAAAGGUCCAUACCCGGGUCAGAUCCUUUUUGCAGUUGGAGUGGAUGGAAACAAUGGCAUUUACCCACUUCCUUUGCCAUUGUUGAAGCUGAAACUACCAACACAUGGGUUUGUUGCCUGCUAUUGCCAGGUGUUACUAACUGCCGAACAUAGGUAUUGCGUGAAUCAUAUUCACAAGAACAUGAAGAAGACGCGGUGUGGAGAUGUGUACAAGAACCUGCUAUGGAGAUACGCAAGCGCAACUAGCAUGCCCUUUUUUGAUAGAGCAAUGGAUGAUGUUAAGGCCCUAAACAGGAAGUUGUAUGAUUGGCUGAAGAGAUCCUUGCAACAGCAUGGUCAAGAGCCCACUUUUCAGGAAGUCAAUGUGAAGAAGAUCAUAGCCAAAAGUGACGGCCCAUUAACUUCUGCUGCUACCUCAAUGUUUGAGACUAUCAAGGAUGAGGCUUCACAAUACAACGUAUUGAUGACAGGUUCUUCCAAGUACCGGGUUAUGGGUCCAAAAAACAAGACGGUGGUUGAUGUACAUAUGAGAACAUGUUCAUGUAGGAAAUGGGAUCUGACAGGAAUGCUCUGUGUCACAAACCCUGACCCCACCCUGGACGGGAGCCGUGCGUAG